AUGGGACAAUUAGAGGAAUUGAAGAAAGAACACAAAUUUUUUACAGAGUUCACUGCCGAACUGGAGACAUUGAUCGGCAAAAGAAACGAUAGAAGAUCGGGAAAAAAUUGGAAGGGUAAGUUCAAAUUUCAAAAUGUUUUGGAAUUGAAUUGGGUGAGAGAGAAAACCAUUUUUAAUUUUUAAGCGGCAAAAUCUUCGUUGAAAUCGUUGACUGAAAGACAAAUGGUCGGCCAAAAAACAAGGUUCGUUUGUUUUUUAUUUUGGAUAAAAUUCAUACAUAUAUUUUUACAGAAUUGGAAAUCGACUCGUUCACCAAUGCAAGCUUAUGCCAUAG
Messenger RNA from Caenorhabditis angaria, 334 nucleotides. Lineage: Eukaryota; Metazoa; Nematoda; Chromadorea; Rhabditida; Rhabditidae. The record is from the annotation of a GenBank genome assembly.